Molecule: messenger RNA, 1078 nt
Organism: Ceratina calcarata
Lineage: Eukaryota; Metazoa; Arthropoda; Insecta; Hymenoptera; Apidae
Gene: RFeSP
Product: Rieske iron-sulfur protein
Exons: 4
Coding region: 83-913 (276 amino acids)
Cellular component (GO): membrane
Molecular function (GO): 2 iron, 2 sulfur cluster binding; quinol-cytochrome-c reductase activity
Source: RefSeq, a predicted model, not a curated record
AGACAUCUGACAACGUAAGUGUUCGCACUUCGGUUGUUCGAUGAAGUCGUUCCGUGUAGUUGGUUGUGCGUAGUUAAAAAAAAUGAAUGUUGUGGCAAAGUCAACGAAUUUGUCGCCGUUUUUAAAAUCGGCGACGACUGUCAUUUCGAGUGGGAUACAACCAGUGUCUGGAACAGGUUUUGUGCUACCGGCAGCGAAAAUUGUCACCAAACCUGGCGUUGAUCGAAAGGUCAUUCAAAGUCUGCAAGAAUCCCUUAUUACGGGAUCAUUGCGUGUGAGCUCUGGACUCGGAGUGAGCUUACAAACAGGACAAAGAAGGCUAGCGCAUACUGAUGUUAAGUGGCCAGACUUCUCCGAUUAUCGGCAAGAUUCUGUGCAGGAUCCAACCAGCAGAAGCAGGGAUAAUGCAGGCAACCGCAAAGCUUUUGCAUAUGUUCUUUCUGCUGCAACUGGAGUUAGUUGUGUAUAUACAGCAAAGGCAGUUGUGCAGAGUGCAGUAUCUGCCUUAAGUGCAACAGCUGAUGUACUUGCUAUGGCAAAAAUUGAAGUUAAACUUAAUGCUAUACCUGAAGGAAAAAGUGCUGUCUUCAAAUGGCGUGGAAAGCCUCUCUUUAUACGACACAGAACAGAAAAAGAGAUUGCUAAGGAGGGAGCUGUCGAUGUUGCAGCACUUCGUGAUCCACAAACGGAUCUUGAACGAGUGAAAGAUCCAAAAUGGUUGGUGGUCUUGGGUGUAUGCACGCAUUUAGGAUGUGUCCCAAUCGCAAAUGCUGGCGAUUUCGGUGGUUAUUUUUGUCCUUGCCAUGGUUCUCAUUAUGAUGCCAGUGGAAGGAUCAGGAAAGGACCAGCUCCAUUAAAUUUGGAGGUGCCGGAUUAUGAAUUCAUUGGAGAUGAUAUGGUAGUUGUUGGUUAAUGUAUUAGUACAUGUAGUCAAAUUAUAAACAAUUUAUGUGAGAAUAUGUUUUACAUGAAUUCGAUGAUUAUUUUCAAAUUGAAUCAAGAAACCUUCAUUCGAAUUACCGCUGUGUAUUAUAAGACAAUGGUGAACAAAUAAACGAUAAAAUGUAAUUCUACUUUA